Molecule: messenger RNA, 2615 nt
Organism: Drosophila arizonae
Lineage: Eukaryota; Metazoa; Arthropoda; Insecta; Diptera; Drosophilidae
Gene: Oatp58Dc
Product: Organic anion transporting polypeptide 58Dc
Biological process (GO): sodium-independent organic anion transport; transmembrane transport
Cellular component (GO): basolateral plasma membrane
Molecular function (GO): protein binding
Source: RefSeq, a predicted model, not a curated record
AAACCCUAAGUCAAGCCCAAGAGCAAGUCGGAGCUAAUUGCUCGUGAAAGUUUUUUAUUUUGACAAUUAAGAAUUAUUGUGCAUAUCAAUUAUUGCGGCUCUGUGUGUGUGGGUGUGUGCCUCAGCCGGAAGAAUUCAAUGUGCUGCUAAAAAAAAGAAAACCGACAUAAAAAACAAAAUUAAGACAUACUAAAGUAUUCAAAAUAAAAUGGUGCAAGGCGAGGCGCCCGUCGAGGGACGGGUCACAGCUCGCAGCGAUGAGCAGCCGGAGGAGGCGACAGCUGCUGCAGCGGAAGCCCCCGAGGAGCUCCACAAGCUGCUCAACAAUGGCAAUGCCCACGAGACGACGGACAACAAGAGCAACAAAGGCGCCCAGGCACGCAUCAAGGCCAAGUUAAAGCGCGAAAAGUCCGAGCAGGAUCGCCUCAUGACCGAGGAGAUCAACAAGCUGCUCAACGAUAUGCCGCUGGAGAAGAAUGUGACAUGUGGCUUUUGGUUCCUUCGCGGCACUUUCUUUCAGCGCUUCGCCAAUCAAACUGCCUACGUCUUGCUCUAUGGCAUCGUCGGAUGCAUUUUCUCAAUGACGUACGCCUACUUUAAUGGCACCAUAACCACGAUUGAGAAACGCUUCAAGAUACCCUCGAAGAACACGGGCAUCAUAUCGGUGGGCAACGACAUUAGCCAAACCUUGGUCUCCGCCGUGCUGGCCUACUAUGCGGGCAAGGGUCAUAGGCCGCGUUGGAUAGGAUUUGGUCUAUUGACUAUCGUUCUAUUCUGUCUGAUGACCACCUCGCCGCAUUUUCUUUACGGUCCGGGCGAGGAUGCUCUGGCCUUGACCAAGGAGUUUGGGGCACUGCCCGACGAGAAUGCCACCAUGGAGGCCAUAGAAGAGCAGCGAUCGAAGACCUUGUGUCGCCUCUCGGGAGGUGGCGCAGAGUGCGAAGUGGGCGAGGGAAAUUUCGCACCACAAGUUUUGCUGUUUGUCGCCCAGUUCAUAUCUGGCAUCGGUGGCUCCCUCUACUACACUCUGGGCGUUUCCUAUAUGGACGAUAAUACGAAAAAAUCCAAGACUCCAGCUUUGCUCAGUCUCUCGUACUUUUUGCGAAUGCUGGGACCAGCUAUUGGCUAUGCUCUGGCAUCCUUUUGUCUGCGCCUGUAUAUCGCACCGCAACUGCAUCCGGUUAUCAACAACAAGGAUCCACGCUGGCUGGGCGCUUGGUGGUUAGGCUGGUUAGUCAUGGGCGGUCUGUUAUCAUGCUCGGGCAUCUUUUUGUCGAUGUUUCCCAAGGAGCUGCCCCGCGCCGCCGCCAGACGCAUGGUGGAGGAAAAACGACGACGCGAACGUCACUCGCUCAAGCAAAAGGAGAGCACUGAGAAGGAGAAGCUCACAGCAGAUCUGGAAGCGAGAGCUGAGCAAUCGGCAACAGAGCAAAAGGCUUCGUUCAAGGAUAUGCUGGUCACGUUCCGGCGUCUGACCACCAACAAGACGUACAUGUGCAACACGCUCUCGAACAUCUUCUAUCUGAUUGGGUAUACGCCGUUCUGGAUAUUUACGCCCAAGUACAUCGAGGUGCAGUACAAGCAGUCGGCAGCCACCUCCAGCAUGGUCACGGGCACUGUGGCCCUAGCCUUUUCCGCCAUAGGCGUACUGCUCUCCGGUUUCAUCAUAUCCCGCUAUAAGCCCAAGGCUCGCUACAUGGCCGCAUGGAAUGUGAUCUGUGCCGUUCUGGUUGUCGCUGGCGUUGUGACCUAUGCAUUCAUUGGUUGUCCGGAUAACGAACGCUCGGUCAUUGUGAAUAUUCACAAUAGCGCUGUGAAUGACAGUGUCACCUGCAAUUCGGCCUGUUCCUGUGACUAUGUCCGCUACUCUCCCGUCUGUGGCGAGAAUAGCAUGACCUAUAUAUCCGCCUGCCAUGCCGGCUGCAAGAUGGAGCACGUACGACCCGAUGGCAAAAAGGUCUUCUAUGACUGCUCCUGCAUACCGGGCACAAGAAAUAGCACCUUCAAUCGCCUUACUCCACUGGAUUUGGCUAAUGAGGCGAACAGUAGAGAUCUAACGGGUAAAGCGCUGGAAACUGCCUCAUCCAUGGAAUACUUGGAGCAACUCGCCGCUGGUCAGGCCACGCCAGGCGCAUGUCCUGUCAACUGUUGGACGCAGUUCAUCGCGUUUCUCUCAGUGAUGUGCUUUCUAAAAUUCAUUGGCGCUGCGGGCAGAGCAUCCAAUUUCCUAGUAUCGGUUCGAUGUGUGCCAGAAAAGGAUAAGACGGCGGCCAUGGGCUUUGGCAUGAUGCUAUGCUCGAUGUUUGCCUUUAUACCGGGACCCAUAUUCUUUGGCUGGAUCUUUGAUCGCAUGUGCCUGGUGUGGGGUAAAACGUGCACGAACAAGGGCAACUGUUGGCUCUACGAUCCAGAGUCCAUGAGAUACACGCUCAACUUUACGGCAGCUGUUUUCAUUAGCCUGGGCGCUAUCUUCGACUUUGGUGUCUGGUAUUAUGUGAAAGAUCUUAAGAUAUUCGACGAGGAGGUCAAGGAAGUCGAAAUGCAAAUAGUGCAGCACGAGGAGGAGGUCAAUGCAGAAAAGAAUACCGAAAUAUAAGUUACUAGAAUAAUUUAUA